Phanerochaete carnosa HHB-10118-sp is the source of this 1992-nucleotide messenger RNA. RefSeq lists its product as uncharacterized. The transcript has a single exon. Gene Ontology annotation, molecular function: ATP binding; protein kinase activity. The record is from RefSeq and is a predicted model, not a curated record. NCBI's taxonomy places the organism in Eukaryota, Fungi, Basidiomycota, Agaricomycetes, Polyporales, Phanerochaetaceae. Gene Ontology annotation, biological process: protein phosphorylation. Bases 463 to 1524 code for a protein of 353 amino acids.
UCCUGCACCAUCAUAUCACCACUCACCAUCUGUACAUUCGAUAAGCUCACACGCCUCUCAGGAUCUCCAGCUUUCAGCACGUCGUCGUAAUACAGGGCCCACGUAAUGUCGCUACCUGCAAAUCCUACCACAAUGCAUGUCAGAAGGGUCACUCUUACCUCGAAGAAGAACUGGUGGAUGGGUACGUGCGCCCGGCCCUACCGCUCCGCCUGUCCACUCUAAGGUGCGCUGUAAUUCUCGUAAACAGUCGAGCUGGACGAGGAUGAGCCUCAGAGGUCUUCAUCGGCUGGGCCCCAGCAGCAGGAUGCACAGCAAGAUUGGUCGAGAAACGAGCGUACUGCGAGUCCGAAGGUGAACGACUCUCGGCCCCUACUAGAGCAACGCGAGCUUUCGAGCGGCUCUCAGACGCAUCGACCAGCAUAUCCUCAUCGCUCAACUACGCGCACAUACCAUAGCACAUCGAUGACGCCGCACGCGUCAACAGCCGUGACAAGCAUCUUCCAUCCUCCCUCUCAUCCUUCAUCUUUAUUCUCUUUCCCCACCCCCACCUCGUAUUCUGCACCCCCUCAUCCCACGCAGAAUCUCCUGCCUUUUGCGACCGGAAGUGCCUCCGAGCUGUUCAAAUGUGUGGUAAAGAAGCCCAAUGUCGUCCAGAUGGAGAUAAAUGGCGAGAUGCAGAGCAACACUCGGGACGUGAGCGUUCAGUUCCUCGCGGAAUUGCGCGUUUACACAACUCUCACUCGGCAUCGCAACAUAUGCGCGUUUCUUGGCGCGUUAGAGAACGUUGGUAUGGUCCUCGAAUUUAUCGACGGACGGACCCUCUGGGACGUCAUCAAAGAGUCUACCUCCCCAGAUACCAAGGCCCCGCUUACUCGCGUGAAGAAGAUCGAUUUUCACAACCAGCUUCUCGAUGGCCUCACGCACUUGCACUCGUUCGGGCUGAGCCACGGCGAUCUCUCCCUUCUCAACAUCGAAGUGACGCUGUCUAGCGAUACAAUCAAGCUCCUCGACUUCGGUCGGUCGGUAUCUGCAGAGUCUGUCUUCGUGUCGCCGGACGACGACCUUCAGUCUCCACCUUACAUUUCGUCUCCCCCUUCGACGCCGCGUGCCCCGCCCGUCAACUCACGCUUUGCGCAGCGGCAAUCGAGUGUGCCCGCAUUUCCGCCGCCACCGUACGCACUGCAGCCGACACACAAUGGCCGCCGUAUCGAGCAGAUCCACCCUGGCACGCGGCCGUUCUCAGCUCCAGAAGUGCUCCGCGGCGAAUGUGCCGAUCCAUUGCUCGCGGACGCGUACAGCUUUGGCAUGAUCCUCGCUUGUCUGGACCUGCAGAAGCACGUCGACGUGCCGCCAUGGGAACAACGCAAGGACAAGCUGCCGAAGGGCUUGUUCGAAAGCCUUGGGAUAUUCCGCGGCCAGUGCCAGAAGUACCUGCAAAGGGUCGACGAACGCUGCAGGGUGCUAAAGGAGGACGCUAUCGAUCCGAAUCGAAUGGAAGAUGUCGAGAUGAAAGAUUGUGCUUGAGCAGCGUGCCGCGUCAAUGUCAAUGAGAAUGAAAGUAAGAAUGCAUAACAUACCCGCAAUCGCAUUGCAUGUACUACCGCUCCGUGUAACAUAGGGUUCGCCACCGUUCAAUCAAGAUGCGUUGUCCCAUCCUGGAUCCGUACGCGCGUAAAUUGUGAGGGAGUUGUCUACCGCUCGGAGUGCGGCUGUAUCACAAGCAAUCGAGAUCUUGCCCUAUCCACAGCUCGAUUGGCAGUGCUCUCGGCGCUUUACUGAAACAGCAGCGCGUCAUACUGAUAGGACCCAACCUUCAUGGAAGAAGACCUGACCGCCGAUAAUCGACGCCUACUUUGCGGACAUCCCGCGAACCGUGCGAUAAACAAGCCCGGACAAUGAUGUGGGCAGUGGAAAGGCGCAGUGGAGGAGUCAGGCUAUACGACGAAAACAGGUUGACUUAUGAAGUCUCUAACAGGUGUUUAGGCGGCAGCC